Messenger RNA from Cygnus atratus (black swan), 1299 nucleotides. RefSeq names its product leucine rich repeat containing 34 (gene LRRC34). The transcript has 11 exons. NCBI's taxonomy places the organism in Eukaryota, Metazoa, Chordata, Aves, Anseriformes, Anatidae. The record is from RefSeq and is a predicted model, not a curated record. Gene Ontology annotation, molecular function: protein binding. Bases 1 to 1299 code for a protein of 432 amino acids.
AUGAGUUCUGCAUACAAAAUCAGCAUGAAAUCAAGCACUGUCAUGUCAGUUCUUCCAGACCUUCACCAGCAUUAUUUGCAGGCUUGUCAAAACCUGAGCCAACCUGAAAACCCUUUCAUUGCUCACGUGCUUCGAGAAGCUGAUAAAAGUGAUAACAUGAAAUGGACAAAAGAGAUCACAUUAAAAAUAGCUGGAAAUAAUCAUUUAGUGCCUGUGCAGAGAGUUACAGAUGAAGAUCUUCAAGUUCUUGCCUUUGUCUUACGCAGUUCUGUAUUUGUCACAGGUUUGGAUCUUAGGUAUAAUGUAUUGACUGAUGUUGGAGCAAAGCACAUGGCAACAUUCCUUCAGGAAAACUCGACUCUGCGGUACCUUAACCUGAUGUUUAAUGAUAUUGGCACAAGCGGAGCAGAGCUGAUAGCAAAAGCCCUCCAUAGGAAUGAAACCCUUGUGUAUUUGAGAAUGACUGGAAACAAAAUAGGAAACCAAGGUGGAAUGUACUUUGCUUCGAUGCUACAAAUUAAUUCCACCUUAGAGAAGUUAGAUCUUGGAGACUGUGAUCUGGGCACGCAGUGUCUGAUAGCAAUAGCAACAGCCCUGACUCAGAACAAAUCAGUCAAAGCAAUAAACCUAAAUCGUCCUUUACUAUACAGCCAAGAGGAAGAGACCACAGUCCAUGUAGCUUCGAUGUUGAAAAAUAACUCUUCUCUUGUGGAACUACAUUUGUGCAAGCACGAAAUUAAAAGCUUUGGUGUAGAGCGACUGUGCGAGGCGUUGUAUGAAAACUGCAGUCUGAGAUACCUUGAUCUUAGCUGUAAUAGGAUAACUCGUGAUGAUGUGAAAUUUUUGGGAGAACUACUAAAACGGAACCAAACCCUGGAAAUACUAGAUCUUAACUCAAACCGAAUAGAAGAUGAUGGAGCCGUCUACUUGAGUGAAGCUUUGGCUUUGUACAACAGGACUCUUCAGGCGUUAUCAAUAGUAAGCAACAAUGUAAGUGGCAAAGGCCUCGUAGCUCUUUCACAAGCAAUGAAAGCAAACGUGGAACUUUCCUCUAUUUAUAUCUGGGGGAACAAAUUUGAUGAUGCCACCUGUAUGGCAUUUUCAGAAUUAAUUCAGACUGGCCGUUUGAAACCUGCUUGCACAGACGUGGAACCGUAUGAAGUGGAUGGGCGCGUUUACCUUGCAGAGCUCUCCCACGGCCUUAAGAAGCAUUACUACUGGACACCCAGUUGUGGGGAGGUAACGAACAAAGCUGCUAACGCCAGCCUGGCAGUUGGAGCUGUUUCAGAAUAUUUGUAA